AUGGCGUCCCUCUCGCAGUCGCUCGCCGUCUCGUCUGCUAUCCGCCAGCGAUCCGCCGCGAUGCCUCUGCGUCUCAGCUCAUCACAAUGCAUUUUCGCGUCCAGGGCAUGCAGGUCCCUGUCGACGAAAUGUUAUCGGUCUAGCCCGUCUCCGUCUCAAUAUUAUCCCCGAUCCCCCAUUACACCUCAUUGCCCCCAGCAGACGCGAGGCUUCCUCACCCAACUGAAGCGCCAAUCGCAGACUCUGAAGGAGGGUAUUGCACCGUCUUCCGCUUCGAGUCUUCAGGAAGCCCCCCUUCAAUUGACAAAUCUUCCGUACUUUGUUCGUCGAACUGCAUCAAACCAACUUCCUGUCUACCUUGUCACAAAAGCAGGUGGUACCAAGCAACAAACCAAGAUUCAGAAGACUGAGGGCGAUCUUGAGGCAUUGCGGGAUGAUCUAGCACGUGCCCUAGGGCUGGACUCGGGAUCGAAAAAGGGCUCUGAUGUGACCAUCAACCGAUUGAACGGGCAUAUCAUUGUUAAGGGCUGGCGAAAACCCGAGAUCCAAAAGUUUCUUGAGGACCGUAACUUCUAAUCAAAAACCAACACUUGCACAAAACCCAAUCAAUGUCUCUUCUACCAAGCCUCUCUUCCU
This is a messenger RNA of Penicilliopsis zonata CBS 506.65, 636 nucleotides long. RefSeq lists its product as hypothetical. The coding region runs from base 1 to 576 and encodes 191 amino acids. Gene Ontology annotation, molecular function: structural constituent of ribosome. Gene Ontology annotation, cellular component: mitochondrial large ribosomal subunit; ribosome. The record is from RefSeq and is a predicted model, not a curated record. Gene Ontology annotation, biological process: translation. NCBI's taxonomy places the organism in Eukaryota, Fungi, Ascomycota, Eurotiomycetes, Eurotiales, Aspergillaceae. The transcript is spliced from 3 exons.